Messenger RNA from Scheffersomyces coipomensis, 699 nucleotides. RefSeq names its product ribulose-phosphate 3-epimerase. The coding region runs from base 1 to 699 and encodes 232 amino acids. The transcript has a single exon. Gene Ontology annotation, molecular function: metal ion binding; D-ribulose-phosphate 3-epimerase activity. Gene Ontology annotation, biological process: carbohydrate metabolic process; pentose-phosphate shunt, non-oxidative branch; pentose-phosphate shunt. NCBI's taxonomy places the organism in Eukaryota, Fungi, Ascomycota, Pichiomycetes, Serinales, Debaryomycetaceae. The record is from RefSeq and is a predicted model, not a curated record. Gene Ontology annotation, cellular component: cytosol.
AUGGUUCAACCAAUUAUCUCCCCUUCUAUCUUAGCUUCUGAUUUCGCUAAUUUAGGAUGUCAAUGUAAAAAAGUAGUCGAUGAUGGUGCUCAAUGGUUACAUAUUGAUGUCAUGGAUGGUCAUUUUGUUCCAAAUAUUUCAUUUGGAGCUCCAAUUAUUACUAGUUUAAGAAAAGUAUUUCCUAAGGAUGCUCCAAAUCCAGUGUUUUUCGAUUGUCAUAUGAUGGUUGCUGAUCCAGAAAGAUGGGUUGAAGAUAUUGCUAAGGCUGGAGGUGAUGGUUAUACUUUCCAUUUUGAAGCUACUGAUGAUCCAUUAAAAUUAAUCAAGACUAUUAAGAAAUUUGGUUUAAAAGUUGGUGUUGCCGUUAAACCAGCUACUCCUGUUGAAUCCUUAUUCCCAAUCAUUGAUGAAAUUGAUUUAGGUCUUGUUAUGACUGUUGAACCAGGAUUUGGAGGUCAAAAAUUCAUGCCUGAAAUGAUGCCAAAAGUUAAACUUUUAAGAGAAAAAUAUCCAAAAUUAAACAUUCAAGUUGAUGGUGGUUUAGGUAAAGAAACCAUUGAUGCUGCUGCAACUGCGGGUGCUAAUGUCAUUGUUGCUGGUACUUCUGUUUUUAAAGCAGAAGUUCCAAAAGAAGUUAUAGAUCAUUUAAAGACUACUGUCAACUCCAAUUUAAAAAGAUUAGGAGUAAGUUCAUUAUAG